This is a messenger RNA of Salvia hispanica, 1847 nucleotides long. RefSeq names its product calcineurin B subunit-like protein. The record is from RefSeq and is a predicted model, not a curated record. Gene Ontology annotation, molecular function: calcium ion binding; lysophosphatidylethanolamine acyltransferase activity. Gene Ontology annotation, biological process: phospholipid metabolic process. NCBI's taxonomy places the organism in Eukaryota, Viridiplantae, Streptophyta, Magnoliopsida, Lamiales, Lamiaceae.
AUCAUUGUUUAAUUUCCCAAAUUUCACAGAAUCAAUCUCUGGAUUGGAUCCUCUCCCUCUCUCUCUCUCAUCAAUGGCGGUAGAGGACCAUUCUCUCUCCGCUCCCCUCCUCUCCUCGGAGCAGCCGCCGCCGCACCACAUCGUCACCGUCCACGAUCAGCCCCAACCCCCAAUUCAAUCGGGAGACGACAAUCGCCACAAUCCGUACGCCUUCGUCGGGGCGCACGAUGGAUUCGAGGUGCCCGCGCCCAUCACCAUCGAUCCGUACCGCAACCACACGGCGAACAUCGAGGGGUUAUACGAGUGGCUGAAGAUCCUCCUCUGCUUGCCCAUCGCGGCGGUUCGCCUCGUGCUAUUCGGCCUGUGUUUGAUGGUCGGCUACUUGACGACGCGUCUCGCGCUGUAUGGGUGGAAGGACAGGCAGAAUCCCAUGCCUAGGUGGCGCUGCCGGCUCAUGCGGCUCACCCGCUUUUGUGGCCGGGCUAUCCUUUUCUCCUUUGGAUACCAUUGGAUAAAAAGAAAAGGAAAGCCUGCUCCAAGGGAAAUUGCUCCUAUUGUUGUGUCUAAUCAUGUAUCAUACAUUGAUCCAAUUUUCUUUUUCUAUGAAUUAUUUCCCACCAUAGUGUCCGCAGAUUCACAUGAUUCCAUGCCUUUUGUUGGGACCAUCAUUAGAGCAAUGCAGGUUAUUUAUGUUGAUAGAUUUUCAAAGUCAUCCAGGAAGCAUGCUGUAAAUGAAAUAAAGAGAAAAGCUUCUUGCAACCAGUUUCCUCGUGUGCUUUUAUUUCCUGAGGGAACAACAAGCAAUGGAAAAGUUCUUUUAUCGUUUCAAAUCGGUGCAUUCAUUCCUGGUUAUCCUGUUCAGCCAGUUGUUGUUCGUUACCCCUAUGUUCACUUUGACCAGUCCUGGGGAAAUAUCACACUUACAGCGUUAAUGUUCAGAAUGUUUACGCAGUUCCACAAUUUCAUGGAGGUGGAAUAUCUUCCGCUUGCUUAUCCUAAUGAGUGUCGGAAGGAAAAUGCAGUUCAUUUUGCUCAGAGGACUGGUCGUGCCAUUGCAAGUGCCCUCAAUGUGGUACAGACAGCUUACUCAUAUGGAGACUUUAUGCUUUUUGCCAAGGCAGCUGAAUUAAAGCAGGAAAACCCGUCUCUGUACAUGGUAGAACUGGGCUGGGUACAAUCGUCAUUGCGUCUGAGUGCUCUGGAAGCAGUUGAGUUUUUGGAGAUAUUUCUGUCAAUGAAUCCAGAUCCAAGUGGGCUUGUUGAAUUCCAUUAUUUUCUCAGAGCUCUGAGACUGAAACCUUGUGGCCUUUCUGAGAAGAUGUUUGAAUUUAUUGAUGUGCAGAAGAUGGGUAAAAUAUCAUUUAAGCAGUUCUUGCUUGGUUCAGCCCACAUUUUGAAGCAGCCUCUAUUUCGACGCACAUGUGAUGCAGCAUUUGGUGAAUGCGAUAUUAAUGGGAAAGGUCACAUUUCGAAGCAAGAGUUACAAGAUGCAGUUUCGCUAUCAAUUCCAAGUUUAAAUUCUGACGAGAUUCACGGGCUCUUUAGUUUGUUUGAUGUGGAUAAUGACAGUAUGAUCAGCUGCGACGAUUUCAUCUCCUGCUUGAGACGGCACCCUUUGCUCAUAGCACUUUUUGCACCCAUAUUGUUCCACAGAGGUUUGUCCUUAUUAGAUGAUCGAAAUUUAGUAGAGGAAAUCUUGUAACGAUUCACCCCGACAGUAAUGCUAUUGUUUUAUUAGAUGUUACGAUCUACAUAGAAGGUUACUCCUCUUAUAGUGCAUUUUCCUAAAAUUUUGUAACAUUUACUUGUGAAAGCUAUUUUGUUAGUAUUUAUUAGUGGGGGCAUCA